Rhincodon typus (whale shark) is the source of this 1034-nucleotide messenger RNA. Its product is annotated as histone H2A-like. The transcript has a single exon. Gene Ontology annotation, molecular function: protein heterodimerization activity; structural constituent of chromatin; DNA binding. Gene Ontology annotation, cellular component: nucleosome. Lineage: Eukaryota; Metazoa; Chordata; Chondrichthyes; Orectolobiformes; Rhincodontidae. Bases 38 to 481 code for a protein of 147 amino acids. The record is from RefSeq and is a predicted model, not a curated record.
CGCACCCCCAUUCCUCCCGAAGGUAUAAGAGGCGGGGAUGUGGGUGGGUUGCAGCAUUCUUUGUGAAAGUGCUUGUGAAAUUUUGGCCAUUAUUGGGAGAGGAAAGGGCACUGGUGGGAAAGCUCGAUGGAAGGUGAAGUCCCUGUCGUCCCGGGCUGGCCUGCAGUUCCUGGUGGGCCGUGUUCACAGGCUCCUGAGAAAGGGUAACUAUGCUGAGCGUGUGGGUGCCGGAGCGCCGGUCGAUCUGGCUGCGGUGCUCGAGUAUCUGACGGCUGAAAUCCUCGAGCUGGCCGGUAACGCGGCCCGGGACAACAAGAAGACCCGCAUCAUCCCCAGGCACCUCCAGCUGGCCGUGCGCAACGACGAGGAGCUCAACAAGCUGCUGGGAGGGGUGACCAUCGCUCAGGGUGGGGUGUUGCCUAAUAUCCAAGCCAUGCUGCUGCCCAAGAAAACCGCCGCUGGGGGCGCCGCUAAAAAGUAAAGAGACCGCUAUUUCAUCUGACGACCCAAAGGCUCUUUUAAGAGCCACCCACAGCAUCUGUGAAAGAAACUAGUCCCUCCCCACUGUCGGAAUGACUUGUUUGCUUUAAUUGUUUGAUGUUAGUUUCAGUCCCGUUGUUAUUGGAUACUCUUACUGUCACUGCGUGUAUGAUCUAACAUGAAAUGUUUAUUAAUAGCCUACAGUCGGUCACGUUCACGUUAAGAACGGAAGCCCAUGGAGAGUGAAACGUUUAUCAUGAAUUUAUAGUAAAUCGCAAUUGUAAUAGCGUUAGGAUUGCAUUAUUUGUUCCUGCUCUGUAACGGCCUCUGACUUUAAUCAUCGUCCUAUGAAUGUAUCUCUCUGUCUCACCGGUUUCAUAUUUCCUUUGAUGGCAUUUAGGAAUACCCAAUGUAGCAAGUACAUUCAGUUUUAAUGAUGAGUGGUCACGCUCAACUUCACCUCGACGCUUUAUUCUCGAUUACUUUCGUGAACAGACUCCUCCUUCAUGCCCGUCGAGAGGGGGCAUAAUAAAGGCCACAGUCAUUUUCAGCCA